Messenger RNA from Spodoptera exigua (beet armyworm), 1495 nucleotides. The record is from the annotation of a GenBank genome assembly. Lineage: Eukaryota; Metazoa; Arthropoda; Insecta; Lepidoptera; Noctuidae.
GUCAGUUACGUAAUGGGCCACUGGUUUAGUAUUGGAUAAAUAAAAUUUAUUGGAGAGCCAGCCACUCUCCUGUCAGUGUCAUUCAAACUAGAUAAUUUUUUGAAUUUUUAUCUUCUAUCCCCCUUUUAGAUUCCUAUUUCCCGGUGUAAAAUGGCUGUUCCCAUCAGGAAUUUAUCCCGGUUUAAAGAUGCCGUAAAACUGGCUUUUGUCAGAUAUUCAUCGAACGAUUAUGCUAGUACCAAUGUAAACCUUGGCCUUUCAAAAGACACAAAAGUUAUCAUUCAAGGAUUCACAGGAAAGCACGGUACAUUCCAUGCUCAGCAGUCUAUGGAAUAUGGCACCAACAUUGUUGGUGGAGUGUCCCCAAAGAAGGCAGGCAAAGACCAUCUUGGAAAGCCUGUAUUCGCUACAGUCAGAGAAGCAAUGGCAGCAACCGGAGCAACAGCAACAAGUAUCUACGUGCCCCCUGUCGCAACCGCUGAUGCUAUUCUUGAGGCCAUCGAAGCUGAAGUGCCACUCAUUGUCUGCAUCACAGAGGGUAUCCCUCAGCAUGACAUGGUUCGUGUGAAGCAUGCUUUGAUACGUCAGAAUAAGUCCCGCCUGUUGGGCCCUAACUGCCCAGGUAUUAUAUCCCCGCCAGCAAACUGCAAGAUUGGUAUCAUGCCGGCUUCCAUCCACAAGCCUGGGUGCAUCGGUGUGGUUUCCCGUUCCGGUACCCUCACCUACGAGGCUGUCCAACAAACCACUGUGCAAGGUUUGGGCCAGACAUUAUGUAUUGGUAUUGGAGGAGAUCCCUUCAACGGCACCAACUUCAUUGACUGCCUGGACCUCUUCUUGAAAGACGACAACACAAAGGGUAUUGUCCUCAUCGGAGAAAUUGGUGGUAAUGCUGAGGAGCAGGCAGCUGAAUUCCUCAUUGAAAAGAACACAGGUCAGAAAGCAAAGCCGGUAGUAGCUUUCAUCGCCGGAUUGACAGCCCCGCCCGGCAGGCGGAUGGGCCACGCCGGUGCCAUUAUUUCAGGUGGAAAAGGAGGAGCCAUGGACAAAAUUAAGGCUUUAGAAAAAGCUAACGUAAUCGUCUCCCGUUCUCCAGCCAAAAUGGGUGUGGAACUGUGCAAAGAAAUGAAACGGUUAGAAAUUAUAUAAGUAACGCGUCAACGUUAAAAGUUGCCUCAUGUAAUGUUUAUUAAAACAUGAUAUUUGCGUAUACUACGUUGAGGUAUAGUCCUAUAGUAAUAUCUUGCUAAUAUUAUUUAUUUGCGCUGUUGCAUCAGUCAACAGGUUAAUUCGAUUCAGGUUUGUUGCCGGGUCACACCCGGGACUCGAGUGUCGAGAAUUUCCAUAUAUUAUAAAAUAAUAUUGUCUGGCUGUUCAUAGCACGAAUCGUUAGCACCUAGUAGUAUUACGAAACUCAUAUUUAAUAUUUUAAGUGUUACGUUCGAAAGUAAUAUCGACUCUGUUGUAGUGAAUAAAAUUAUGAAAUCCUAUUCCUGAU